Dichotomopilus funicola is the source of this 765-nucleotide messenger RNA. RefSeq lists its product as uncharacterized. NCBI's taxonomy places the organism in Eukaryota, Fungi, Ascomycota, Sordariomycetes, Sordariales, Chaetomiaceae. Gene Ontology annotation, molecular function: protein heterodimerization activity. The transcript is spliced from 2 exons. The record is from RefSeq and is a predicted model, not a curated record. The coding region runs from base 1 to 765 and encodes 254 amino acids.
AUGACACCACCACCGCCCCUCUUUCACGCCCUCCUGCGCCCCGCUAUUCUCCAGAUCCUCCGUGCUACGGGCUACCACGGCGCCAAAAUAUCGGUCCUCGACUCAGUCACCGACCUCGCAGCGCGGUACUUGCUGCACCUCUGCCAGCUCACAGCAGUCUACGCGACCCACAACAAUGAUCAAAUAGACCUCGCGACCGAGGAAGAUGACGGCAUCCCCAGCACCGACAGGGCUAUCGUGACCCCGGGUGUUCCUGCGCCCACCAUUGUUGACGUCCGCAUGGCUCUCCAACGCGCCGGCGCUCUUCUUCCGGAGAGGGUCCCCGAGGAACAGGAGUAUCUCGGUGAGGAGGACAUGCGUGGCGUGGAGAAUUUCAUUGAGUGGGCUACGGGGGCUUUGAAUCGAGAGAUUGGGAGGAUUGCGCUGGAUGGGGAUGAUGAGGCGAGGGAUUAUUUGGAUGCUCUCAAAAAGAAACACAGCAAAAACGACGACGACUCCAAGUUUCUCGGCACACUCCUCGGCAAGAGCAUCGAGCACGGCGAUGUGCUCGUGGAAGGAGGCGAGUGUCCCAGUAUUUCCCUCUGGGAGGAACGACUCCGCACCGCGGGCCAGAAAGCGCCCGAGCCGCCCGUCCUGGAGAACCUUCUGGCAGGGAUCAACGGAACGCACGAAGGGGGUGAAGAUGGAGAGGAGUCGCGACCGCCGAGCUCCGGGCUUAGUUCGCUCGGGGACAGGAGUAUCGCAGACGAGAUGGAUUUGUCAUAG